CCCGUCUGUUCCUACGCUGUUUUUGGACUGCUGCUGUUCGCCGCGAUUUGGUGAAACCCCCCAGCCUAACCUCGCACCCCAGCCACGCACCUCCGGCCUUGGUUUCUGUGGGAACCGCCCGGGCCGCACCAGAGUACACAUGCACUCUGCGCGUCCUCUCGCUCUCUUCCUUCUAUCCCAAUUCAGCUCACCUUCACCUCACCAUUUUCUACGAAACGCCACUGGGGAUAGAAAACCCCCCACCAACACGACGACUUGUUGAUUCUUUUUGAAGGCUCAAGACCGACCUCACUGGCCCUGAGGAUCAUUGUUCACCGCUUUGACGCUUGGCCGGGGCAACCAGCUUCCUAGGCCCAGCCUCCAUACCUCGUUAUUUUCCGGCCGAAACAUCGACAUUCCAAUCCAUCCCAAUAUGGCUCCCACUUUCCUCACCACCCUCCGGAGCAUCGUCUCGUCCGCUCCAUCCGUCCCCCGCUCAGCGGAAGUCCUCGCCACCGUCUCGGAAAACGUUGCCGAAGUUCAUAGAGUAUUGGAGAUUCGAGAUUCCAGCGAGACCAAUACCCGGCACCGAACCAGCGUGGACCCAGAUAAUGGUGUACUAGACCCCCAUGACAUCAACAACGUGGGAUUCUUCGUGCUGUUUGCACUCAUCGGAGUCGCCUUCGUCCUAACUGGCAUCUGGUUCUUCUUCUGGGCCAAGAACGGCGGCUUCCAUAUCAAGGAGAAUGACUGGGACGACUACAAAUCCACAGUACUGCGCCGCAAGGGGCCCAACGGCACCCUCCUGUCUGGAGCAACGGCCUCGACCAAUCUGGGUGGUGGCAGCGUGUAUAAAGAUGUGCAUGAUCAAGACCACGACCACGAUGCCGAUGAUGAUGGCAGGACGGUCAUCACAGAAGCCACGGCACUAAGUGGCAUCACCGCAGGUGCCAGUGAUAUUGGAGCACGAGAGAAGCGCCGACGCAAGCAAGAAAAGCGAGACCGUGAGCGUGAGAAGCGAGGAAAGCGUACCAGCAAGAGGCACGUUGGUGACCUUGGCGUCAUGGAUGAGGAAGCGGAGCACGCUGCCAAGGCGGAACUACGUAACUACCGACACGAGAAGGCAGCACGCGUUGGUGGCCUGAACAAGGAGAGCGAUGCAUCGGAGUGGGACGGAUCGACCAACGCCGGCACCGAGUCAAAUGUGUCAUCGAGCCUACUCUCCGACCGCCAGAAGACGCCAACGGCGACUCCUACUGCCACCCCUGCGAAGAAGACCAGCGGUCCCGGAAUCCGAAAGGUGUACUCCGUCGCCGACCGACGAGACGAGCGGGAGACGCAGCGGGAGGCCCAACGCCAGCGCUCCGAGGCUCGCCGUGUCCGGGAGGCCGGUCGUUCCUCGCGACGAGACUUUAGCUACCAGCGGACUGACCAGUCUCAGAGCGAAAGUCUGCUGGAGGGCUACAGUAGUGUUAGUGGCAGCCAGCUGACCGUCAGCACCGGCAAUACUGGCAGCGAUCUGGGAACCAAGAGCUACCACCACCCGAUGCCGGAGCUUCGGGAGCUGGAGCGUGAGAGGGAGCGAAACCGGGAGGAGAGGAGGGCACGACGGGCCGGAUAUCGUCGUGGACGACAGGACGAGGAAGAUGACUUGGUUGAAUGAUUGGGCGAGUUGAAGCAGCGCUGAAGGUGGACGCACGCAAGACUGUAUCUUGAUUUGGCAUUUGGGUUGUUUAGCACUCUGGUUCUUGUCUUUUAUUGCUGGCUGGAUAUGAUGCUAUCAUGAGGGUCGAACGGUCACGUCACGGUUGAUAGGUUUCUUGUAGAAUACGAAAUAGUCGGUACAUAACGUACAAUACACAAUGGGAUUCUGGAUUAAACAUAAG
Ilyonectria robusta is the source of this 1865-nucleotide messenger RNA. RefSeq lists its product as uncharacterized. The transcript has a single exon. Bases 413 to 1642 code for a protein of 409 amino acids. The record is from RefSeq and is a predicted model, not a curated record. NCBI's taxonomy places the organism in Eukaryota, Fungi, Ascomycota, Sordariomycetes, Hypocreales, Nectriaceae.